CCAAAACCCUGCUGGAAGAAAUCGGAUUUUAUGAUUUAUCAAAUUUUUUUCAACUCUCUGUGAAGUAUCGAAGAAGGUUUGAUUGGUAGUGAAUCAGCCAUGGCCGCAAAUAAGACGCGAACAAGCGGCUUCUCUCGCAACUUUUCGGGUACAACCUCGUCUCAGACCCCUGGAAUCAAGUCUGGUCCAAAUGGAACAAUCUUUGUCUCGUCUGGAAUUCCCGACCUUGACAAGAUACUGGGUGGUGGGUUUCCUCUGGGAAGCCUAGUAAUGGUGAUGGAAGAUGCAGAAGCCCCUCACCACAUGCUUCUCUUGAGGAACUUUAUGUCUCAAGGACUUGUUCACAACCAACCUCUUCUAUAUGCCAGUCCUGCCAAAGACCCGAGAGGAUUUUUGGGAACUUUGCCCAGUCCUGUAUUGUCCAAAGAGAAUAAAUCUCGUAAAGAUGAUCCAGAACAGGAUAAAGGGUUGAGGAUUGCUUGGCAGUACAAGAAGUAUUUUGGUGAAGAUCAGCACAUUCAUAGAGACGCUAAACAAGAAUUCUGCAAUGACUUUGACUUGAGGAAGCCCCUUGAGAGGCAAUUUCUCAGUGGACGUCGAGUGGAUUGUGUCAGCUUUCAAAAAAUUUCUAAUAUCGCUACUCUCCAGGAUCAUUGUUCCACAUUCUUAGCUCAGUUUCGAAGAAAUGAUGGCAACAUUUCGGGCGUUGGCCGACUUGCCAUCCAAUCACUCUGUGCUCCACAAUGUGAAUAUUCCAACAUGGAAUGGGAGAUGCUUUCCUUCAUUAGGUCUCUAAAAGGCAUGCUACAGUCUUCAUAUGCAGUUGCAGUUAUAACCUUUCCACCUUCCCUUCUUUCACCAUCAUCUUCUAAAAGAUGGCAGCACAUGGCUGACACCUUGCUUUCUGUCAAAGCAAUCCCAGAUGAGGACAAGGAGUUGGCACAACUCCUGACGGGCUACCAGGAUAUGGUUGGCCUUCUCAACGUACACAAAGUUGCGCGUAUGAAUACGCAGGUUCCAGUUAUUCUUGAGGCCACAACAUUCUCAAUAAAGUUGCAAAAGCGUAGGUUCUUGGUUCUGGAAUGUCUCAACCAAGCUCCCAUUGAUGGGUCAAGUGGCAGUUCUUAUGGCACAACAGCUAGUUGUUCGGGGUCCUCCUCCAAGACUGGGACUUUGGAUUUCUAGUUACAGUUCAAGUAGAAACCCACCAAUGAGAUCUCAAGCGUCCAGUUGUGCAGUGAAGAUCAGUGUUGGUGAUUUGAUGAUCGUCCAGGUCAAAAUUAAGCAAGGGGUCUUGAGCAGAAUGCAAGAAAGUAUGACGAUUGAAAUUGGUGGAAUCUGCUCGUCCCCUAAAUCGUGAAACCGGAUACUGCUGGGAAUCUUUAGAGCAAGGGAAGUGUUUCUAUUGAAUUAGAUACACAUUGAAAAUGUACAUUGUACAACACCAAGAAUGAAUGAAAUGACAGUCGAUUUGUUUACAAAA
Messenger RNA from Tripterygium wilfordii, 1483 nucleotides. Its product is annotated as elongator complex protein 4-like. NCBI's taxonomy places the organism in Eukaryota, Viridiplantae, Streptophyta, Magnoliopsida, Celastrales, Celastraceae. The coding region runs from base 100 to 1185 and encodes 361 amino acids. The transcript has 8 exons. Gene Ontology annotation, cellular component: cytoplasm; transcription elongation factor complex; elongator holoenzyme complex. Gene Ontology annotation, biological process: tRNA wobble uridine modification. The record is from RefSeq and is a predicted model, not a curated record.